Molecule: messenger RNA, 822 nt
Organism: Anolis sagrei ordinatus
Lineage: Eukaryota; Metazoa; Chordata; Lepidosauria; Squamata; Anolidae
Gene: TMEM88
Product: transmembrane protein 88
Biological process (GO): negative regulation of canonical Wnt signaling pathway
Cellular component (GO): plasma membrane
Molecular function (GO): PDZ domain binding
Source: RefSeq, a predicted model, not a curated record
AGGGAGCUCAGUGCCACUUGUUGAAGGGCUUGCUGAAGGAAAGCAUCCAUCCUGAAGGAGAAGAUGGGUUCGGACAGCCGUUUGCCGGAGACUUCGGGGUCUUCUUCUCCUCCAGCGCCCCCUCCUUACCUGGGAGGUGAAGGGUCCCUGGAGCUCCGGGGGUCUUUAGAUUGCUGGGCCUGUGCCGUCCUGGUCACCCUCCAGAACCUCUUGGUGGCUAGCCUCAACCUGCUCCUGGUGGGACUCACCUUCGGCAUCGUCCUGCUCCCGGCCGGGGUCCUGGUCGCCUUCGGUGUCCUCUGCCACUCCAAGUUCUUACACACCCAGGCGUCCUACUGCACGGCCCACUUGCACGACUCGGCCUCGGUGGCACUGCUGGUGGUCGGCUUCACGCUGGCCGUGCCACUCCUGGUCCUGGCCCUGGCCGCCUACUGCCGUUUGGCCCGCCGCCUCCAGCUGGGCUACUGCCUCGUCCCGUACAGCAAAGCCGUCUACAAGAACCUGCCGGCCUCCCAGUACCACAGCUCCGGAUGCUGCUGCGCACAGGAACUCGACCCUGUGGAAAAGGUCUGGGUUUGAGGUGGCCACGGAGGGAACGUGGGUUAGGGUGGUGGGUUAGGGAUUGAGAAUGUCAAACUUUGAGGAAAUUGCUUUUCUCCCCUUCCAAACGAAGGGUGGCUACUACAUUGUUUAUCAGACUCGUUCCCAAGCCACGGGACUUGCUUGUGCAUACUACUGUUGUAAACGCAAGAGGUGUGACAUCCGACCCAGAGACCUCUGGACGUGGUAAACACAAAGGAGGAAACAAGAAAUGGAAAAUCC